Molecule: messenger RNA, 2937 nt
Organism: Saxophila tyrrhenica
Lineage: Eukaryota; Fungi; Ascomycota; Dothideomycetes; Mycosphaerellales; Extremaceae
Gene: RDH54
Product: helicase
Exons: 2
Coding region: 1-2937 (978 amino acids)
Biological process (GO): double-strand break repair via homologous recombination; reciprocal meiotic recombination
Cellular component (GO): nucleus
Molecular function (GO): ATP-dependent chromatin remodeler activity; ATP binding; DNA translocase activity
Source: RefSeq, a predicted model, not a curated record
AUGCAGCCAUUCAAGCCACCAUCGCUGGUGCGCCGACCGAGUGGUACCUCCUCACAGCCGCCAGCAAGAUCCGAGCCGCCACUGAAGAAACGGAGACUCUCCACAGAGACCGGACGCGAUGAUCCUGAGGUUGUAUCCGCGGCAGCGAAGGUGUUGCAGCAGCCUAAUCCUUCGAAAUUGAAGUCUUUUCAGACACCAUAUGCGGCAAGAAAGCCACUGCAGAAUGUGGCAAAUCCGGCACCCGCUGCUCCCCAAGAACCUCCGCAGAGCCAGAGCGAAGGGGCCGAUAGCUACUAUACAGUUCUAUGGCGCAAGAUUACAAUGAAAAAGAACAAGACGUGGGAGGGUGACGGCGUACUUUCUGUAAGCGGCGGCUACGCGCGCCUGCAAGACGUAUCUGGCCGAGAGCUGGGCAAGUCAACUUGCAAAGGCCCCCUACUCCCCGGAAGUGAGCUGUCUGUCGGCGGAAAAGAAAUCGAAAUCGAUUCCAUCAUCUGGAAAGAGGACUUCCUUGCCGGUCGGCCAUUUCUAGGAAACUACAAGCAGAAUCAGCCCAGCAGCCUCAAUGACAUUGAUGGGACUGACAAGGUCACCGCGAAGGCUCAAGCUAAGCAUGACAAAAUCGCUGCAAAGCAGAAGGACCGCUUCGUGGCGAGCUCGUCACAGGCAAGCAAGGCUGGCUUCAAAGCUCCAUUGCUGAGAAACACCGUCCAGCAGCCCGCCAAAGACCGGAAAGUUCCCGUUGGACGCCACAAUCCUGAUGCCGAAGGUGCACUUGUCAUGAAACGGCCAAAGAGCGUGCCGAAGGGCAGGCAGAUCGUGGAUGUUGUUGUUGAUCCCUUGCUGACACGCGAGCUUCGUGAGCAUCAACGUGCUGGCGUGGCCUUCAUGUAUGAAUGCGUGAUGGGCAUGAAAGCCUACGAAGGUGAUGGUGCGAUCUUAGCAGAUGAGAUGGGAUUGGGCAAGACAUUACAGACAAUCGCACUCCUGUGGACAUUGCUCAAGCAGAGCCCGAUCUACGAAGACCAGCCUGUCAUCAAGAAGGCAUUGAUCGUCUGUCCAGUGACCCUGAUCCAGAACUGGCGGAAAGAGUUCAAGAAAUGGCUCGGCAGUGACAGGAUUGGAGUCUUCGUUGUGGGAGACAAGAAGGUCAAGCUGACGGAUUUCACGAUGGGCAAGGCAUACAGUGUCAUGAUCAUUGGCUACGAGAAGCUUCGGAUGGUGCAAGAGGACCUACAGAAAGGCUCUGGUAUCGACAUCGUCAUUUGCGACGAAGGACAUCGCUUGAAGACUGCACAGAACAAAGCUGCGCAGGCGAUCAGGUCUCUCAAUACCAGUCGAAGAAUCGUCCUGAGCGGUACUCCUCUGCAGAACGACCUGACAGAGUUCUACACGAUGGUAGACUUUGUCAAUCCUGGACUUCUUGGGAAGUACAAUACCUUCAAGAAGGAGUUCGAGACCCCGAUCUUGAAGACCUCGCAGCCCCAAGCCUCGAAGAAAGAUCUGGAGAAAGGCGAGGCCCGAAGCGAAGAGCUGGCCAAUCUCACUGGGAUGUUCAUCCUUCGCCGUACAGCAGAGAUUCUGGCGAAGUACCUACCUCCAAAGACGAUCUACGUGGUGUUUUGCAAGCCAACGAACGCUCAGCUGUCAGUCUACCGCUCUAUCGUCGGCUCACCGACCUUCAAUGCUGCACUUGGCUCUUCAGCUGUCUCGCUGGAGCUGAUCAACAUCCUCAAGAAGGUCUGCAACAGCCCAAAGCUGUUGUUGAAAAAGGCAGAUGAGAGUGCUGUUCCGAAGAAGGCAGAUGAGAGUGGGAGCAGCACUCUACAAAAUGUACUUCACGCAAUACCACAAUCUUUGCUUCGAUCUCCUGGCGCCAGUGGAAAGCUCCAGGUCUUGGACACACUCCUGCAUCGCAUCCGUACGACUACCCAGGAGAAGGUCGUCAUUGUUAGCAACUACACCUCCACCAUGGACAUUAUUGCCAACCUCCUCAACUCCCUUGACUACCCUUAUCUUCGCCUCGACGGCACCACGGCGCAGAACAAGCGGCAAGAACUCGUCGACAAGUUCAACAGAUCGUCAGCGAACAACUGGUUCGUCUUCCUCCUAUCGGCCAAAGCAGGCGGCGUGGGCUUGAAUCUGAUUGGAGCAUCCCGCAUGGUAUUGUAUGAUCUUGACUGGAACCCAGCCACCGAUGACCAAGCAAUGGCUCGUAUCCACCGCGAUGGGCAGAAGCGACGUUGCUACAUCUACCGGCUUGUCACUCAGGGAGCGCUUGAUGAGAAAAUAUUCCAGCGGCAGGUUAGCAAGGCUGGUUUGGCUGACAGUAUCGUCGACGGCAAGAGUCAGGUCGGAGGCUUCACGAGAGAAGAGCUGCGCGAUCUGUUCACCCUCGACGAAUCUGACGAUUGCCAAACCCACAAGCUCCUCGCAUGUGACUGCGGCGGAAAAGGCAUCCCGCUCGGCGACAUCGAGUCCGAGAGCGAGAGCCCACGCAACGACCUAGCUGCACUCAGCGCCAGCGACAGCGAAGUCACCCGCGACGAGAACGGCACAGAAGUCCUCCGCCUAGACGAUGACGGCGACCCUCCCGUGGCUCCGAAGGCGAAGAAGUGGAAGAGUGCCAAUGACUACGACUGGCGGGCCGAAGAAGCAGAAGUCCAGCGCAAGGCCAAAGACUACCGCGACUCGACGGGCAAGGCGAAGAUGAAGAAGCUCAUGGAGUAUGCGCAUUUCGAUGCUGCGCUUGUGGACAGCUACUACGCUAUGGAUGACCGGGCCGCAGAGAAUAUGGUUGAUGGCGAGGAGUCUGACGCGGAGGGUUCGAAAGCAGAUCCGCUGGAGGGCAUCAUUGACGAUGCGGCGCUGAGGAGCGUUCUCAGAGAGGAGGGAAGGAGGGUUGGUUUUGUGUUUAGUAAGUUGAGCAGUGGAUAG